UCAAUUAUCAAAUUAUUGUAAACCAAUCGGAGUAGUAAAUCCAAAGCUUUCAAACGAACAAACCCUUGUCUCCUCUGUCCCUCUCUCUGUGAAAUUCAAAACCCUUGCUCUCGUCUCCGAUCCGCUUCCCGUAGUUUCCUUCUUCUUCCAUUUUCUCCAUCAAUCAUGGCGGACGACCCUGUUGCUCCAUCUACGCCGUCGGUUUCUUCUUCUGCUGCUCCCCUAGGCAGUUCCGUCAUACCUAUAGUUAACAAGCUUCAGGACAUCUUUGCUCAGCUCGGCAGCCAAUCCACAAUCGAGCUCCCGCAGGUCGCUGUUGUCGGCAGUCAGAGCAGUGGCAAAUCCAGCGUACUCGAGGCUCUCGUUGGCCGCGACUUCUUGCCUAGGGGCUCUGGUAUAUGCACCAGGAGGCCUCUGGUGCUUCAGCUAUUACAAACUAAGACCGACAAGGAAUACGGUGAGUUCCUCCACUUGCCAGGGCAGAAGUUCUACGAUUUUUCUGAGAUUCGGAAGGAAAUUCAGUCUGAGACUGAGAGGGAAGUGGGUGGAAACAAAGGUGUCUCAGACAAGCAGAUUCGGUUAAAGAUUUUCUCCCCAAAUGUUCUUGACAUUACACUAGUUGAUUUGCCUGGCAUUACAAAAGUUCCAGUUGGAGAUCAACCUUCUGACAUUGAAGCACGAAUUAGGACGAUGAUCAUGUCUUACAUCAAACGUCCAACCUGCUUAAUUCUUGCUGUCACACCAGCAAAUUCUGAUUUAGCUAAUUCAGACGCUCUUCAGAUUGCAGGAAAUGCUGAUCCUGACGGUAUAAGGACCAUUGGUGUAAUUACAAAGCUGGAUAUAAUGGAUAGAGGUACAGAUGCACGAAAUCUUUUACUAGGAAAAGUGAUUCCUCUACGACUUGGUUACGUUGGGGUUGUCAAUCGCAGUCAGGAGGAUAUUUUACUGAAUCGGAGCAUUAAAGAUGCCCUCGUGGAUGAGGAGAAGUUUUUCCGCACCCAUCCGGUUUAUAAUGGUCUAGCUGAUCGUUGUGGCAUUGCUCAGUUGGCAAAAAAGUUGAACCAGGUUCUAGUACAACAUAUUAAAGCUGUAUUUCCUGGGCUGAAGUCGCGAAUAAGUGCUGCUUUGGUUUCUGUUGCAAAGGAGCAUGCCAGUUAUGGAGAAAUAACAGAAUCAAAGGCUGGUCAGGGUGCUCUUCUUCUGAAUAUUCUUUCAAAAUAUUGUGAAGCAUUUUGUUCUAUGGUUGAGGGAAAAAAUGAAAAGUCAACAGACAAGCUCUUAGGUGGAGCUCGCAUUCACUAUAUUUUCCAAUCAAUCUUUGUGAAGACUUUAGAGGAAGUUGAUCCAUGUGAGGACUUGACUGAUGAUGACAUUCGUACUGCCAUCCAAAAUGCAACUGGCCCUAAAUCUGCAGUAUUUGUACCGGAUGUGCCCUUUGAAGUACUUAUUCGCAGGCAAAUCAUUCGCCUACUAGACCCCAGUUUGCAGUGUGCCAGGUUUAUAUAUGAUGAGUUGGUACAGAUCAGUCAUCGAUGUUUGGCAAGUGAAUUACAAAGGUUUCCGGUUCUGAGAAAGCGGAUCGAUGAAGUUAUUGGGAACUUUUUGCGAGAAGGUCUUGAACCCUCAGAAACCAUUAUAGGACAUCUCAUUAACAUUGAGAUGGGCUACAUAAACACCUCACACUCAAAUUUUAUUGGAGGAAGUAAGGCUGUGGAGAUUGCCCUGCAGCAGGUCAAGUCUUCUAGGGUUCCUUCGACUGUUCCAAGGCUGAAGGAUGGCGUGGUUGAACCUGAUAAAGCACCACCAUCUGAGAAAACUUCAAAAUCUCGAGCUUUCCUUGCCAGACAUUCAAAUGGCUUUUUGACUGAGAAGGGUGCUCGGCCUUCAGGUGAUGGUGAUAAAGUUGCGCCUUCUGUUGAUUUUUCAGGGGCAACGGCAAAUAGUUCAAGUUGGGGUAUUUCGUCUAUUUUUGGUGGGAGUGAUAACCGUACAUCUGCCAAAGAAAGUUCAACAAGCAAACCAUAUAACGAACACGUUCUCAACACAGAGCAGUCCUCCUCCAUGAUCCAUUUGAGAGAGCCACCAAUUGUACUGAGACCUUCAGGAGGGUGUUCAGACCAGGAGAUUAUUGAAAUUGCGGUCAUAAAACUGCUCCUGAAAUCAUAUUAUGAAAUCGUCAGAAACAAUAUAAAAGACUUGGUUCCAAAAUCCAUCAUGCAUUUCCUGGUUAACCAUACCAAACAGGAGAUGCACAAUGUCUUCAUAAAAAAACUUUACAGAGAAAACCUGUUUGAAGAGAUGUUGCAGGAGCCUGACGAGGUGGCAAUGAAGAGGAAGCACACACGAGAAACCCUCCGUGUUCUACAACAGGCUUUUCGGACAUUGGAUGAAUUACCUUUGGAAGCGGAGUCGGUCGAGAGAGGUGGUAAUCCAACCGGAGUACCGAGGAUGCAUGGAAUGCCAACAUCAUCCAUGUAUUCUACCAGCAGUUCGAAUGAUACAUUCUCCCCUUCUCCCAAGAAUCCAAAGCCGCGAAAGUCAUCGUACUCGGGGGAGCUUCAGGUACCAUUAUACGGCAAUUCAGAUUCUAAUGGGAACGGUCGAUCAUCUAUGCCCAGCCUCUAUCCAAAACUUGAUCUAUAAUAACCCUCCAUGUGCAUAGCCCGUCCAAAAUGAACAUUGAGCCAUCACAUUCAUUUGGUUUCGAGUCCAACAAGUGGAGCUAAUGGAAUUCCUUAGUCCCCAACAAAACGAAGGUGCUUUUUAUUCUUCCAGCAGAUUCUUUCAAAGUCAACCAUUUUUUUGAAAAAGAAAAAAAAAAAUUCAUCUCCCUAUCCCGUGUCGUUCCCCGGAAAAAAAAAGAAAAAGAAAAAUAAUGCGGAGCAGUUAGCAGCAGAUGAACUCACUCUCCUCUCCCCUUAGUUUGUUUGAUAAAAAGUUAGCCAGUUUUGGUUUAAAAAAACAUGGCUAGUUUUUGAGAUUAUACCAUGAAUGAGACUUGAAAAUUGAAUUGGCAGGUGUAUCUUGUUUAAUGUUUAGUCCAGUAGUUUUUCUCUGUAGUCGUAUUAUCAUUGGAUCAUAUUAUGUUGAGAGUUUUAAGAUUUAAUGUUUGUAGUCUGUUUAUAUCAAUGUUGAAAGAGAUUCUCUCACUCCUGGUUAUAGAGGGAAAAAAAAAAA
Molecule: messenger RNA, 3177 nt
Organism: Benincasa hispida (wax gourd)
Lineage: Eukaryota; Viridiplantae; Streptophyta; Magnoliopsida; Cucurbitales; Cucurbitaceae
Gene: DRP3A
Product: dynamin-related protein 3A
Biological process (GO): peroxisome fission; mitochondrial fission
Cellular component (GO): membrane; peroxisome; microtubule
Molecular function (GO): GTPase activity; microtubule binding; GTP binding
Source: RefSeq, a predicted model, not a curated record